This is a messenger RNA of Salarias fasciatus (jewelled blenny), 5340 nucleotides long. RefSeq names its product sorting nexin 27a (gene snx27a). Gene Ontology annotation, biological process: signal transduction; endocytic recycling; intracellular protein transport. Gene Ontology annotation, molecular function: phosphatidylinositol-3-phosphate binding; protein binding. Gene Ontology annotation, cellular component: early endosome. Bases 115 to 1806 code for a protein of 563 amino acids. The record is from RefSeq and is a predicted model, not a curated record. The transcript is spliced from 13 exons. NCBI's taxonomy places the organism in Eukaryota, Metazoa, Chordata, Actinopteri, Blenniiformes, Blenniidae.
CAGAGUCGGUCUGUGGAGCUCCGGCGGCGCCGAGGGACAGAGACCGAGUGUUGUUUUGAAUUUGGUAGAAGACACCCGACUGGCAGUUGGUGGGGGGAGUUGCCUGAGAAGAAGAUGGCGGAUGUAGGAGACGAUGAAAUUCGUCCGGCUCUCCCUUCGGCAUCCCGUAACGGUCCGGUGGUCGGCUCGUCGGCGGGCACCGCGGGCCAGACCGCGGCCACGGUGAUGUCGGGUCCGCGGGUGGUGAGGAUCGUCAAGUCGGAGUCCGGCUACGGCUUCAAUGUUCGCGGUCAGGUCAGCGAAGGUGGGCAGCUGAGGAGCAUCAACGGGGAGCUGUACGCUCCCCUCCAGCAUGUCAGCGCGGUGCUUCCCGGAGGAGCGGCGGACCGGGCCGGGAUAGCCAAGGGUGACCGGAUCCUGGAAGUGAACGGGGUGAGCGUGGAAGGCGCAACCCACAAGCAGGUGGUGGACCUGAUCCGCGCCGGGGAGAAGGAGCUGGUCCUGGCUGUGUUAUCUGUCCCACCGCAGGAGGCCGACGGGCUGGAGGGCGGAGAGGAUGUCCAGCCCAACUACGACUACAGCGACAAGCAGGCCGUGCCCAUUUCCAUUCCCACGUACAAGCAUGUAGAGCAGCACUCUGAGAGAUUUGUGGUGUACAACGUGUACAUGUCGGGGCGGCAGCUGUGCUCCAAACGCUACCGCGAGUUUGCCAUCCUGCACCAGAACCUCAAGAGGGAGUUCUCCAACUUCAACUUCCCGAAGCUUCCCGGGAAAUGGCCCUUCUCCCUGUCGGAGCAGCAGCUGGACGCCCGGCGUCGGGGCCUGGAGGAGUAUCUGGAGCGAGUGUGCUCGGUGCGGGUGAUCGGGGAGAGCGACAUCAUGCAGGAGUUUCUCUCGGAAUCAGACGAGAACUAUAACGGAGUGACAGACGUGGAGCUGCGGAUAGCGCUGCCGGACAAAACCACCAUCGCCGUCAGAGUCCGUAAGAACAGCACCACAGACCAGGUGUACCAGGCGUUAGUGUUGAAGGUUGGGAUGGACAGUAUUAUGGCCAGCUACUUCGCCCUUUUUGAAGUCAUCAAUCACUCCUUUGUGCGGAAACUGGCGCCCAAUGAGUUUCCCCACAAGCUUUACGUUCAGAACUACACGUCGGCAGUGCCGGGGACGUGUUUAGCUCUACGCAAAUGGCUGUUUAGCUUCCAGGAGGAGGAGCUGCUCCGAGACAACCCGCUGGCGCUGCACUACUGCUUUCACCAGGCACUGGAUGAUGUGAAGAAGGGAUUCAUAAAAACAGAGGACAAAUCCUACCAGCUGCAGAAACUGGCAGAGCAGCGAAAGAUGGCCACGUACCUGAGCCUGCUGCGGACGUGCGACUGCUACAACGAGGUGGUUUUCCCCCACUGCUCCUGCGACUCCAGGAGGAAGGGUCACGUCAUCACAGCCAUCAGCAUCAAUCACUUCAAGCUGCACGCCUGCACCGAGGACGGCACGCUGGAGAACCAGGUAAUAGCCUUCGAAUGGGCGGAGAUGCAGCGCUGGGACACCGACGAGGAGGGGAUGGCCUUCUGCUUCGAGUACGCCAGAGGAGAGAAGAAACCUCGCUGGGUCAAGAUCUUCACUCCAUAUUUCAACUACAUGCACGAGUGCUUCGAGCGGGUCUUUUGUGAGCUGAAGUGGAGGAAACAGGUUGAGGAAGAGGCCUCUGAUAAAGACAACAAGAACUGCAGUAACAACGAGUAUCUGCCUCCGCUCGAGACGCAGCAGAAGGGAUGGCGCCACCUAGGGGGGGAGAUCGCAACGUCCUAAAAUCAUCUGUAACUCUUCAAAAAAACCAAGUACCGGUCCAUUCACAUCAUCACAGCCACCUCAGACAGCGCCCAUCGAAAAACACACAACCCAGCGUCAGACUGAGGCGAUCCCUGCCCUCGAAAAAACAAACUGGAAGCGACUGAUUUGGGGGGAAAAUUGGAAUUGUCACGCUUGCCUGAACCCGGGGACACGAGCAGCAAGAAGAGCGACGAAGGAAAAAAAAUCAACAAAAUCCAACUUUCACCUCAUUUAUUAGAUCCUCAUAGCGUGUGUGUUGUUCCCUUCCGUGCGUCGGCCCCGUGGCGUGGGGCGGGCACAGAGCAGAUUGUCGUGACGCAUCUGCGCGGCGUGCGAACGGUCAGGGUUCCCGCAGCGCUGCGCAGACGGGCGAGAGGGCUGAUCGCGAUGGUCCGUCUCUCCAACAAGACCCCACUUGGUCCAAAACACCUCCAGCGUUGAGCUCGUCCGCUGAACUGAGAAGAAAACAAGAAGGGAGGGAUGCAAAAAAAAACAAAAAAAAAAAAAAAAAAGUGGUUUCCACUGUUUUCACUGUCAGUUAUAAAUGAAACAAAAAGCAAAGUGAUGCUUUUGAUGCUGGACUUUAAACAGAAACCGUGUUUUCUGCUCUCUGGAGUCAUCGGUAGCCACACGGAUCCAGAUGUGGAGGAAUGUGUUUAUGGAAUUGUUUAUAUGUUUAACGAUUUCUGCGACUGAUAAAAUAUAGAUUAAUAUAAGAGCUAUAGGAAUUGGUCUCUCGAUCUAACACAGUGAAACGCUAACUGAGAUCUCAUUCAAGCAGGUUAAUCUAAUCUCCAUGUUUCACCUCAUCCUCUGGCCUGACGUCAGUUAGCAGGUCAGGAUGGAUAUUUGCUCCUCAGUGUUUUAUCAGAGGGGUUUUGCUGCAGAGCUUUGAGAGGAAGACUCUCAUUCUCAGCUGUGUGCAGGAAUGGUAUCUUGAACAAACGGCGGACGGGAAUCGUGUGUUUUUUUUCCCCCAGUCUGAGAAGAGCUGGACUGUAGUCUCCAGGUGGGGCAGCAGGGGGCAGCAGAGGACAGCACUGACUCAGGCCUACAUUUUGUGCAGGAACAGAAAUCUUCUCAGAGCUCCUUAAAGAGUGAUCCCUCUGGCUCUGUAAGUCACCUGGAGGAUCACUCCUCUGCAGCGAGUCCAUUAACCAAGUCAGAAGGACGGAUGUUGUGUGACUUUAUCAACAUUCACUCCUUUUUUUUUCUUCUUUUUUCUAGAGCACCUAAACGUACACAGUAUUAGUUGUGUGCGUACGCACAUGACAUAUAAUUUUACAGUUAUGUAGUUUUGUGUGUGUGAGAAACUGUUUAUUUUUUCUCUCACAGGUAUUAGUUAUGUUUGAUGUUUCCCAUCACUGUAGAGCUGGAGGUUCACAUUACUGUCCCGCCUGAACUGUGCAGAAAGCUGGUUUACACGUGGGGGAAUGGGGGGGGGGGUUUACCAAUUAAAGAGGCAUUGUCAUUACCAGACUGAUUUAAAUUCCACUUCAAUGCAAUAGUUCUGUUUAUUUCACUAAGGGCUUGUAGUUGAUCUCGGCCAUGUUCUCACUUUUGGCAGCAACCAAAAAAAUCUAAAUUGAGAGCACUUUGCUUUUCCCAUUUCCUGGUCUUGUGCCGGCUCUGACAAAGCACAGGUUCAAGUUUCCCUCCAGUUAAAUUAUUUUCUCAGCUGAGCCUAAGAUACAGUUCAAUAAAUGAUGAUUUCCAUGCCUAGCUUCAGUCAUAAUUUGCUUUCAGUCAGUUACCUUGAGCACACUCCCGUGUGUGUGCGUGCGUGCGUGCCUGUGUGUGAGUGUGUGUGUGUCCUCUGUGUUUAUCAUUGACAUUGCUGAUAAGCUUUUAGGCUCUGAUUGGUGGCGUGUGAUGAGCCGCCGGUGCAGGAGCCAGCAAAUGAAGAUGAGGGCUUUUGUAUCUGAACCACGGCGGAUGGAGACGAAUUGGAAGCGUCUCCUUAUUGUGGAGCGAACAUUUGCAGCCCCAGCGUAACACGCAUGCACAUGCCAGUCAUUCUGCCACUAAACAGGUUGUACAGCGGCUUAUAGCAAUACAACACGCCACUGUGGUAGCAUUUUUGCCUAUUUGACGCUCGUCCCGGGUAAUAUGGGAGGGGAAAAAAAAAAAAAGAAAUGGUCAUUAUGACAGCCUGUGACUGAAGAGUCGGACCUGUUCAAGCAUGAUUGCUUUUUUGUUUGUUUUUGUUCAUAUAAGAGGUUUAGACAGAUGCGGGUUGUGUGUGUGUGUGUGUGCUGGCUCGUCUGUCCUCGGCUCCGACUCUCCAGGUUGGUCUCCCGUCAUCACUGGGGGAUGCGGUUGCCGUGGCAGCACCACGUUGGUUCCACACGCGCUCAGAGCAGCCUCUGUUCCUUUUAUUCCUGUGAGCACAACUGACUCACUCCCCCCCAAUAAUGUAUUCAAAGCUGUGUUUUUUACUGUUUGAUGUUUGUUCUCUGUCCCCGUGGCUCGUGCUGCUGUGAAUAGGCUUUUAGGAAGCUGCUCUGUUUAAAAAAAAAAACAAAACAAAAAAAAAUUCUAGGUUGUUGUUUCUUUAAAAGCAUUUCUGUGGUUGAGUUGGUCUCGUCUCCGCCAGAUGCCAUCUUAUGCUCAGUCUCAGCCGCACACAGGUGUGUGUGUGUGUGUGUUGUGUGUGUCGGCCGUGCGUCGGUGUCCAUUUCAGCCGUUUUCUUUGGUGAGCUCGGUGUCGUGUUGAUGGUGUUUCGGUGGAGAAAAACGAAGUGCCGAGGACGUUGAGGCGUGUGUCCCGUUGGCCCGUGUCGGAUCGUCUCUGUAUGUCAGUGUUCGGCGCCGUCGUCCAGCCGUGUUUGUGUUUUGAGAAACCGGACAGCCAGAGCUUGUAAGUGAAUAAUUUCAGAUAUAUUUAAAAUAAAAGAUGAAUGUCGGACGGUGCAGCAGAUGUGGUGACGCUCGAGCAGACGGCGCUAGAGACUCAGGUAGUUUGCGUUCGCCACCACUACUGAAAUGCUCAUCCAGAUGCAGCAGGUGUUGGGUUUUUUUUUUCCUCCAGUUUGGCCUCUUUAAGCUCACACUCCUCUGAAGAGGCCUCGGCGAAGUCGCCCGUUCGCUCUCUUCCCUCUAAUGGCUUCAGCGUUCGUCUCAUCGCCGGCACAUCUGGCCCCACAGCUGCCUGCGACCGAUCUCUGCCUGCCGAUCGCCUGCGUGUUAGGUAGUUUUCCGCUCGACGCUUUGAAAGACGGGGCUUUUUCCACAGCCGGAAUGCAGAGAAAACCUUAGCCUUGGUUUUGUCUAUCUUCAGCAUAACCUGUAAAUAGUUGUUUUAAGAGAAAAAAAAAAAACAAAAGAAGAGUAUCCUUUUGACAAAUAAUGCACUCUUGUUUCUCCAACUCAGAACUUUUAUUUAUUUAAACAGAAACUAUAAAGAUUGGGGAAAUUAUAGUGUAACGUUAGAGCCACCAUCGAGCAUUCAUUGUGCGUGCGUUUGUGUGUGUGUGUGUGUGUGUGUGUGUGUGCGCGAGAGUGUGUGAGAGA